This is a messenger RNA of Gongylonema pulchrum, 594 nucleotides long. NCBI's taxonomy places the organism in Eukaryota, Metazoa, Nematoda, Chromadorea, Rhabditida, Gongylonematidae. The record is from the annotation of a GenBank genome assembly.
GUUGUGCUGCAGUCACGCAACUAUAAUGCGGUCAGCAUGUGUGUAUUAGCUAUGGUUGCGUUGAUGUAUCCGCUGGAAUACAUGUUUCCGGUGAUACCAUUACUACCAUCGUUUAUGCCAUCGGCUGAACAAUUGCUCUACGCUCCAACACCUUUCGUCAUUGGUUUGCCGGCUUCAUUUUUUGCUCACAAAGCGAUUGACAUACCGAGCGAUGUUAUUGUUGUUGAUCUAGAUACCAAUCAGCUGCUCAUACCGGAAGGAACCACUAUUCCGGAUAUACCUGAACCCGACUGCACUGAGCUGAAGAACAGUUUGCGCAGGUCGCUAGGCAAGUUGUUACUAAAUGCACCGGAACGAGAGCAAGAUAAUGACGAAAAUAUUGCAUCCACUUAUACUCUUGACAGUGACGUUGUCGAUAUUGCUGUACGGGUUGCAAUGAUUCGAUUUUUUAACAGUGCGAACAUAUUUGCGAACUUCAGUGAGCACACUCGAACGCUGCGUUUAUAUCCUCGACCAGUCGUGGCAUUGCAAACUGAGUCUUUUCUGCGUAGCCGCCCACAAGUCACACAGUUCAUUUCGGAACUUUGCAAGUAA